AUGUCAAAAGACUACUACGAAUACGAAGAGUCCAUCCGUCGCCGGCGUGAUUUUUCUCCAGACAAUUACUCUGGCGGUACCCCGAACCCCCAACAGCAAGGUCCUCCUCCUGGCAUUCCUCCCUACGCUUCAACAUCUCGUCUCGAUGAUCCGUACUAUGGAGGCGCGCCUCCUCCAAGAGAGCGCAUGACUCUUGAGCCUCCCGAGCAGCAGAACCGCCCACGCUCUGUCCCGCCCAACACCGCCAUGGUCCGGCGCAACCGAUCUCGCUCUCGUCCUCCUUCCGAUGAUGACGAUUAUGAUGAUAGACGCAGCUCGCAAAACCGUUCACCAAGUCCUAUUACUCGCGCUCGCAAUGUGGUUGAUGAUAACUUCUCACACUCUGCAUCUGGUAUAGGCGCCGGCCUUUUGGGCGCUGUUGUUGGCGGCCUCGUAGCUCGUGAAGCAACCGAGGCUGCGACUCGCCGCAAGCACAAAUCCCGUGGCUACGAUGAUGAUAAUGAGGAUCGCACUCGCCUCGUUUCUACCAUUCUCGGCGCCGUGGCUGGCGGUCUUGGUGCCAAUGCUCUUGCCAAUCGUGUAGAGGAUUCCAGAGAGCGUGAUCGACGUCGCCAACAGGAGUGGGAGCGUGAGCGUAGCUAUGUAAGAGAGGAAGAGAUGCCUCGGUAUGAGCGACGGAGAUCCGGCGACCGGGGCCGGGAUCAAGACCGAGAACGGGACCGGGACAGAGACGAUGGCCGCGGGGGCCGUGAGCGCUACGACCGCAGCAGAGCGCUUGCGCAGAAUGAUGAUGAAGACUAUGACUUUGUUUAUGAUGAUCCGCGAUAUGAAGACAAAGAACCCCGACAACGCAGGAGCGAAGAUGGCUAUCGAUAUCGCCAAUGA
Fusarium venenatum is the source of this 885-nucleotide messenger RNA. RefSeq lists its product as uncharacterized. The record is from RefSeq and is a predicted model, not a curated record. NCBI's taxonomy places the organism in Eukaryota, Fungi, Ascomycota, Sordariomycetes, Hypocreales, Nectriaceae.